Naegleria lovaniensis is the source of this 1593-nucleotide messenger RNA. RefSeq lists its product as uncharacterized. Gene Ontology annotation, cellular component: nucleus. The transcript has a single exon. Gene Ontology annotation, molecular function: histone H3K36 demethylase activity; histone H3K9 demethylase activity. The record is from RefSeq and is a predicted model, not a curated record. Gene Ontology annotation, biological process: chromatin remodeling. Bases 1 to 1593 code for a protein of 530 amino acids. NCBI's taxonomy places the organism in Eukaryota, Heterolobosea, Eutetramitea, Acrasida, Naegleriidae.
AUGAGCCUCAACUUAUCCCACACUUCCGGUUAUGAUUCGGUGCCUGUACUCACUCCUACCAUGGAGGAGAUGGCUGACUUUCAAGGUUAUAUCGACAGAGUAGUCGAUCCGGCCUGCUCCUAUGGUGGUAUUUGUAAAGUCAUACCUCCCAAGGAAUGGAAACCUCAUCACUUUACUAUGGACCAAAUUGAUUUCGAAAUUGCAACUCCAGUGAAGCAGUUUGUGGAUGGAGUGAAGGGAAUCUUUCAAUUGUACUUGGAAGAAUCAAAACCAACCACAUUCAAGAAGUGGCCCAAAGUUGUUACCGAGAAAGCACCACCUCUUCCGAGCUUAACAACCUUGGAGGAACAGGUGGACUGGAUGGAAAGAAAAGUAUGGAAGAAUGUUGCCUUCCAAGCUCCACUUUAUGGAAGCGAUUUAUAUGGUACAUUGUUUGUAGAUCCAAAGACACCAUGGAAUUUGAAUACUUUAGAUUCAGUCUUAUCUAGGAUUUUAAAGAAGCAAGGAAUCACAUUGCCAGGAAUUAACUCACCCUAUCUGUAUGUGGGAUCGUACAAAUCAUUUUUCGCUUGGCACUGUGAAGAUUUAGAUCUAUACAGCAUUAAUUAUAUGCAUUUUGGAAGCCCUAAGGUUUGGUACACGAUUCCAUUCCCUUACAAGACCAAGUUUGAAGAGUUAGUCAAAAAAACAUUUCCUGAGCAAUUCAAACAGUGCUCUCAGUUCUUGAGACACAAGACAACCUUGAUUUCUCCUUUCACGUUGAAAGAGCAUGGUAUUAAGGUUACUCGUGUGACACAAUUACCUGGAGAGUUUAUAAUCACGCUUCCAGGAAGCUAUCAUCAAGGCUUUAACUGGGAUAUCAAUGUAAACGAGGCAGUUAACUUUGCAACAAAACGUUGGCUGCCCAUUGGAAAAGUUUGUGAGCGAUGUCAAUGUGAUCCUGACACGGUAAGAAUCAAUCUCGAUGUUCCACUAGAUGACAUUGAUGUUGAUCCAUUGAGCUGUUCGACUACGGAUCUUAAUGUUGCUCCUUUUGACACCUCCACCAAUCAAUUCUCGAUUAGCAAUGCUGCCGAAUCAUACCGUGCCUUACUUUUGCAUAAUGACCUUGGUAUAGUACCCCACCAACUACAACCUUCAGAUCAAGCAAUCAUUUCUAAAUAUUAUGAUGAAAUUAAUGCAUCCUAUAACUAUCCUUAUAAUAACCAUACGAAGGUUUAUACAAAUCAAGAGAUCGAAGAUCCUAAUGUUGUUAAAUCCGAGUUUGAAUUACCUGAUCAAAUGAAGGUUGUUUCUCACAAUCCCAAGUGCUUAACCAUACGAAUAACUACAGCACCCUCUGAACAGCCUCUUGAAGAGGAAGAACUUGAUGACGAAGAAUAUACACCAACAAGAAAGAAAAAGAGAAAUAGUAAAUCAACAUCGAGCAAGAAGAAACUUAAAAAAGGAGCAUCCGGUCCUGUGGGCAUUGUUAAAAAGGAAAGAACAUCAUCAUCAGUAGGCCAAGUGCCUUGUGAUAAUGCCAUCAUUAAGAGUCAACAUCAUCCGCUUAACGCUAAAUUCUUUGCUAGGGCUAGGUUAUUAAGGAAAUAA